Exophiala xenobiotica is the source of this 1902-nucleotide messenger RNA. RefSeq lists its product as uncharacterized. Bases 1 to 1902 code for a protein of 633 amino acids. The record is from RefSeq and is a predicted model, not a curated record. The transcript has 3 exons. NCBI's taxonomy places the organism in Eukaryota, Fungi, Ascomycota, Eurotiomycetes, Chaetothyriales, Herpotrichiellaceae.
AUGAUGAGCAACGAAGCCCAACACACAGUCAUCCACUUGGCAAGUUUGAAGAACGUGGCAUUCAGUUCAGGCGGGCCAAUAGUUCUGUGCCUCAACCUGUAUCGAGCAAUGAGCAUGAAGACCAUGAAAGGUAGUCCACUGAGGACGACUAGCAGCAGGAUCUUGAGUGCUCGGGGUGUCCUUGAAAUGCCUCGGGCGAACCGGUCAAGAGGAAGUGGUGGCUGCCGACGGUGGCGACGUAUGGAAUGUAGCCGUUUGAUCUCUGUCUCUGGGGUUGCUGGACUAGAACUGGCGCUGGAAUAUUCGAUCUUGCGCCGCUUCUGGGCACUCGAUGUCAUUGCGCUGGCAGCACUCGCGGCAAAGCUGGCCAUUCUUGAUGCCUUCUUCUUUCAGCGCGCAACAACGACAUACACCACGCAAGACCCUGCAAAGAAUGUCACUAUACUCGGAAUCACAGCUAAGGCGUUUCCUCAGACCGGCUUCGUCGUAAGCCCGGGCUUAGGUGCUCAAACCGACUUCAUGAUCGGUGACACAUAUACGCCCACCGUGGACACCUGGGAAACGAGCAAUGGCUUCUUCGAAAACUUUCAACAGCUCUAUCGGAACUGUGAUGGUGUGUGCUACACACACGUGGACGCCAUUGGGUUUGAGAUUGAGUGUGAGAAAACAAGCAAUCACACCAAUUACGCCACAGGUGCAAUCAAUGCUUAUAAUGAGCACCAAGGCAGUGGAUCAGGCGAUGCUAGCCAGUGGACUGAUCUCCCGAUUUUCAAUACUUCUUUCGGCAUGAGAUAUGCAGACUCGGCAAAGGACUAUUCGCGCAUCACUAUGGACCUGCUGUACUUUGACUCCGAUGACCCAUACGGAGCCGCUAGCGUUGAGUCAUGCCCCGGCACAAUAACCAACGUCCAUUGUACACUGCGUCCUGCCUUGGUUCGCUACCCGAUGACAAUCGUCAACUAUACGAAAGCGCACAUCACAAACGGCGUCAGCGUCGGAGGGAAAGAGUACGACAGUUCGAAUACAGUCACGCCUCCUAUCCCGGCCUACUCCUACUCCCUGAAGCAGGCGGACGGCUUUGAGGUCCUGUCUUAUCUGACAACAGACGAUCGUAAUAUCGUCAACAGCACGACGCGGCUCGGCGGCGUCGCCAACGCAUUAUCUCAAUACUUGUCAUCAACGGCAGCAAUCACCUACUCAGGAAGCUCGUUGUGGGGUCUAUCGCAAAAGGGCACCCUGGCCCAGACCAUGAUGUUCGGUCCACCAAACAUGGGUUCCUGCGACUGCUCGUUCCACGAUGCUCUCUCAACGCUCGUUGCUGGGAUCAACCAACUCGCGUUCCUGACCGCCACGGCACUUAUUCAGCGACCAGCAUUCCAACCCGUCGCGGGCACACAGGUCACCGUCGUGGGCGUUCGAGACAACGCCACGGCCACCUUCUCAAACAUACCCAACACUCUGCAGAUCAGCGACGUGAUCCACUACGACACACAUUACCUGUACCUGGCGAUGGGCGUGUCCAGCACCAUCGGCUGCCUGCUCCUCAUCUUACCUGCCUUCUGGCGCUACGGCGUGCUCGGCCGGGAGGUCACGUUGGGCCCCGUGGAAAUUGCAAGCGCCUUUCGCGCUCCCGUCCUGGAGACGGGACAUGGCGAGGAGAAAGAGGCUGGGAACUUGAAGCACUUGAUCAAGCACGUCGGUGGGCGGAAGGUCAUGUACGGAUACGUAGAAGAGGGCGCACAGACACCUGAUCAGAGUUCCGUGGAUGGUAACCACAAUCGUGGCAGCAUCCGGCUUGCGAUGGAAGAGCCCGCGAAGGUGAGGCCGCUAAGUGGCAUCUCGGAGCCUGAUCCUCAAAGUCCGAGAUCUCCUGUGCCUACGUCGCCGCGGAUUGAGGAGUGA